AUGGCGACGGCCAAGCGAGCGCCAUAUUGAAUAUAUAUAGAUAUACUUUAUGUAUAUACAUACGUCAGAAGUGAACGUGUUCGGCUUAAUUUGUCUUUUUUAAAAUGCCUAUGUGUAGUGAUGAAGAAACUGCGUUAAAAUGGAUGCAAGCUGCUAACAAAAAUAAAGUUAACCUAAAAAACGCUCGCAUAUGCUCUGUCCACUUUACACCAAGCUGUUACAAACCAAAGCCAGCGUAUUUAGCAAACUGCGAAAAUUACUCGCCUAAGAAAUUACGAAGACUUCAUGAUCAUGCAAUUCCAACAGAAAAUUUGCCACUAUUGAAGAAAAAAGAAGUGCUAAAGGAAGUGCAAAAUCAACACAACAUAAUAAAUGUUAGUGAAAACAGCAGCAAAAACAGUUUUAGUGAGUCCGAGACCAAUUUGAUCGACACUUCAAUGGAAAAUAAAGCAGAAACAUGUUUUAUGCAAUCUUCAAAAGAAAAUGCUAGGUAUAAUUUUAUUGAUUUCAUGCGUAUUAACGACUUCAUUGCUGUACAAGAAAUUAUUGCAUGUUGUUUUAUAUUUUUAUUUCUUAAAUAUUUUUUACUUUCAGCAGUACAAGUGAUGAUACAAUGUGAUAUACUUCCUGAAAAACGGAACACCGAAAAAGAUGAGGAUUUUACCUUGAUAGAUUUCAACGACAGAACAGAUGCAAUGAUGGCAUAUGCCUUAGAAUCUACGGAAGGAGAGCAACAAGUUGAACUAGUUGAAGUUGAUGAAGAAGCUGCUUACUUUAACGCUGAACUGAACGAAUUCGAUUUUAUUGAUCAAGGGUUAGAUGAUACGGAUGAUUUUCCUCAAGAUCAACAGAGAAUAAUUGAAGUUGAAGAUAUUAUUGAACGUGAAGCUGUUACCUAUAUAAUGCUCACGGAAUCAUCCGAGUUGGCGGCCGCCUCAAUCAAUCAUCAUUGGAUCAAAACCACAAACAUCAAGCGAUUUUACCUCGCCACUCACGGUUCUCAACCUUACUCAUCGCUCACGCCCACCUGCGCACCCUGCAUGGAGGAACUCAGCUGA
Molecule: messenger RNA, 1058 nt
Organism: Temnothorax curvispinosus
Lineage: Eukaryota; Metazoa; Arthropoda; Insecta; Hymenoptera; Formicidae
Exons: 7
Coding region: 105-1058 (317 amino acids)
Source: RefSeq, a predicted model, not a curated record